Mizuhopecten yessoensis (Yesso scallop) is the source of this 715-nucleotide messenger RNA. RefSeq lists its product as uncharacterized. Bases 116 to 715 code for a protein of 199 amino acids. The record is from RefSeq and is a predicted model, not a curated record. The transcript has 5 exons. NCBI's taxonomy places the organism in Eukaryota, Metazoa, Mollusca, Bivalvia, Pectinida, Pectinidae.
AGUGUUUUAUGCUUGGAGGGAGAGGGGGAAGAUGAAUGUUAUCACCAGCACCAGUGGGACACCAAUGAUACAAUAACAUGGACGGCCAAGGCAGACAAAAUAUACCGACCAAGAUAUGAAUGUUAGACGUUUGCUCCAAGUGACGUGUCUAUUAGUGUCGUUUUCACUGACCAAUCCGCAGAGUGGCCCGGAUGGUGAGAUCAAAUGUGACUCGCCCGAUUUUCCACCUUCUUUCGAUGAAAAUGUCUUCAAGACUUCAUUAUCGAAGUAUCCGAGGACAAUGAUUCAGCGUCUGAGUAACCAGGAUAUGCUACGGUCAUCUAUCUUCUGGACAUCACGGUACAAACUACACCAAAACAAAAUGGAGGCGCUUACCAAGGAGGCACUCUCCCCUCAACCUGCUGCUAAGGCCACACCCAACCUUGACGUCAUGUGUUCCACUCAUCCUCGAAACUCCAGCAUCAGAAACACGUACGUCUAUAGGGGACAGGACUGCUGGGUCCUGCGGCCCUGGUGGGGUACCGACCUCCACUGGGUGGAGUGUGACAGGUACUGUAAGAAUGGCGGGCUCGACUUCACACGCUUCUGGUACGUGUGUAUCCCUGGAAACAAACGUGCGACUCAGUUCUGGGUGUACUGUCCCGUGACCCGGGAAAUCAAGUUUAUUGUGGAAUGGCUUCCCCAGGCCUGUCUCUGUCAUAGAUACAAGUGCUGA